CGGACUUUACUCUGGAUUGCCCCAGUAACUCCUAUGUUCAUUCUAUUUUAUCCCACCAAUUAAAAACAAUAUAAUUUUUAAUAUAUUUUAAUCAGAAACGUGGUGAAAAUCGAAAUUGCCCUUAAUGAAACUAAGUAUUUACAGGAUCCAACCUAAACUAUUUGACUCGACCCACUAUUAGUCGGAUCCCUAACCAGAUCCGCGCGUUCUUUUCUUUUUUCUCUUCCUUUGUCGUCUCUCACUCUCUUCUAAACCUUCUAAACCUGAAAAUUGAAAAAAAAUCCUAGAACCGACGAAAACGAUGAAGCUCACCGCAUCGACUGCUUCCUUCACUGUUUCUUCUCUGAUUUUCCCUUAGUCCCUCGUGCCCUUCCUUGUUAGAUUUCAUCAUUUCCCCAAAUCAGUCUGUAACCCUAGAUUUGACGAAAUCAAUUGAAAAAAUUGAUCGAAUCAACUGCUCCUGCGGCGUAUUCUAUUCUCCCGCUCCUUCUGUCGGCGACGCAAUCGACGGAACCCUAGACUUCAUCUCCCAUCUCCUGUUUUCGUUCUCGUCUCUUCCGUGUAAAAGGUAUGUUCUCUCUCAAAUUUUUGAUUGAUUUUGUUGUGGGUUUGGGUUUGAAAGUCCGUUUGAAAGUAUUGUGGUUGAAAAUCGGUUAGGUUCAGAUUUUUUUCAGAAUGAGGAUUACAGAGACUGAAACUUGGACACGUUUGGUUUUGAGGUUAUAGAGAUUGAAAGUUUGGUUUCAGAUUUGAGAUAAGUCUAGUGAUUAUUGAAGACUAACUGUUUUGGUGAUAGAGUGUCCUAGACUGUUUGAUAUGUGAAACCGAGUUGAGUGAUUGAUUAAUUGUGAUGUAGUGAUCGAAUUGAUUGGUUGGAGUUUUAUUAUUGAAUGAAUGAUUUAGGGUUUUGAGAUCAGACAGCUAUAAGAAUCAAUGAUUUAUUUUGUAGAUAUUUCAUUGAAUGGGUUUGUUAGCGUUGGUGGUUAUUGAACGUUUAUUGUGUAUGUAUAUAUUCAGGGGAUCAAGAUAUUGAGAGGCUAUAGAUAAUGGCAGGCCGAGGUCGAGGGAGAAAAAAAUCUCAGCAGAAAAAGUCCACAAAAAGAAACAGUGCUCCUGUAGAAGAGCAGCAUGUAGAAGAACUUUCAACAGAGAAUGAUAGUGAUGAUCUGUCAGCACACGGAAUUGAGUCUGAUAAUCAGGGAACCGAUAAUCAGUCUGCAUCAUCUCAGGAGUGCCAACCACUGCCACCUGAUGAGCUAUGUUUCAAGAACACCGAGUUCACCCAGACGUGUAAGAUACAGAGCAAGUGUUAUGUGACCGAGACGGUGAAGUUUCUGAAGAAGGCUAGGUUUAAGCCUGAGCUCCAGUGGUUUGAAAACCACCCUCAGUUUUGCCAUUUUUUCCACAUGCCCGAUGAACCAAACUUGAAGCUGCAGGGUAUGUGGAUGCUUCUACUGCGCACUGUUCCUUUACAUGAGUCAGAGGACACAUCUUGGUUUGCUGUUAAUGGAGUGCCCAUUCGGUAUUCAAUGAGAGAGCAUGCUCUCAUCUCGGGAUUGGACUGCCAUGACUACCCGGCUAAGUAUAAGAAGAUUGGAAGCUUUGCGUUUGUAGACAGGCAUUUCAAAUCACAUAAGGAGAUCACUAUGCUAUCUGUGAGAGAGAAGUUGUUGAGUAUGAGUGCGUGUGGGGAUCGGCUCAAAAUGGCAGUGCUUUACUUCUUAGGCACGAUUAUCAGAGGGAAGGGAAGGUAUAAUGCCCCGUUCGACCCUUUCAUAUUAAGAAUCGUCAACGAUGUGGAGGUUUGUAAAACCUUUCCUUGGGGUCGGUUGACGUUUGAAGAUGCUCUCCGGUCCAUCACUCGCGUGAUGAAGCAUCUGAAAGGGAAACCUAAGAAUAAUGUCAACUUUCCCGGGUUCAUAAUUCCUUUGGAGAUUCUGGCAUUUGAGUGUAUCCCAGCUCUGAAAGCACGAUUUAGAGAAGGUGUAGAAGGCUGUAUGAGUAAGUGUCCGAGGAUGUGUAAAAAGCGGUUCCAAAGUAACAGCAUGAAGGGCUAUCCUCUUGAGGAUUUGUACGACACACUUGGAGAAAUUAAGGUUAUUGAAAGUGUUCUUGUUCCUACUGUUGAUGAGGAACUUAUGUAAGAAGUUAUGUUUUGUUGCUUGUUGGUCUGUAAAACUUGAAUGAUAUCUCUUAUGUAGGAUGUUCUGUGUUGUGUGAUUGUCUUGCAGCAGGUUUGGCCCAAUUGAGGACAAAAUGAUCUAAGUCUUAAGAAAGCACAUUUGUACUA
This is a messenger RNA of Brassica napus (rape), 2290 nucleotides long. RefSeq lists its product as uncharacterized. The transcript is spliced from 4 exons. The record is from RefSeq and is a predicted model, not a curated record. The coding region runs from base 1047 to 2144 and encodes 365 amino acids. NCBI's taxonomy places the organism in Eukaryota, Viridiplantae, Streptophyta, Magnoliopsida, Brassicales, Brassicaceae.